This is a messenger RNA of Salvelinus fontinalis (brook trout), 8034 nucleotides long. Its product is annotated as centrosomal protein of 170 kDa-like. Gene Ontology annotation, cellular component: centriole. Gene Ontology annotation, molecular function: protein binding. NCBI's taxonomy places the organism in Eukaryota, Metazoa, Chordata, Actinopteri, Salmoniformes, Salmonidae. The coding region runs from base 315 to 4742 and encodes 1475 amino acids. The transcript is spliced from 20 exons. The record is from RefSeq and is a predicted model, not a curated record.
UGUAGUACAUCAGCGCAGCGCCACCUCGAGGCGAAGGAAGAGAAGCGCUCGAGGACCAGGGCUGGGCAGGCAUCAGGCUCCCUCACUGUAUGUCACCGCACCGUGCAUCAAAAUAUUUACAGGAUACAAAUCGGAUGCUGAAUACUCCGUACCUGACAUAGGUUGGCUGUUAUGACUGGUUGUUCUAACUAACUGAUACUGACCGUGGGCUCUAUUCAAUCUGUAUCGCUGAAGUGUUACAGAUUGCGUGAUCGAAAUGUAAAGGGUGUCAUAGGGGUUAAAGGUGAGCAGGUGUGGCAGUGGGCGUGGCAGAGAUGAGUGUCUCUUCCUGGUUCCUGGUGAGUGGCGGUGGCAUGAGGCACCGCCUCCCCUGGGAGAUGAUCUUUGUUGGUCGGGACGACUGUGAACUCAUGUUACAGUCCCGCAGUGUGGACAAACAGCAUGCCGUUAUCAACUAUGAGCCAACCACGGACGAACAUAAAGUCAAGGACCUGGGGAGCCUGAAUGGGACAUUUGUGAAUGAUGUCAGAAUACAGGAGCAGGUGUAUAUCACUUUGAAAAUUGACGACAAGUUGAGGUUUGGAUAUGAUACCAACCUGUUCACUGUGGUGCGAGGAGAGCUCCAUGUCCCCGAGGAAGCACUAAAGCAUGAGAAGUUUAAUAGUCAGCUCCUGCUGCAGACGGUAAAGCCUCCAGAAGUUGUUCCGGUACCAUCCAGACCUGCAGUAGAGGUCAAGGCUGCAGCUGAGGGUGGUUCCGAGGGUGGCUCCGACGGGGCGGUGGCAGUGGGUAGUAAACCCCCUGAGACCAGCAGAGAGGGGGCCGGGGAUGACAAGCUGACAGGGGACAUUGCAGUACUAAAAAGGGGCACCCCUCUGUACGGCCAGCCUUCCUGGUGGGGGGACGGGGACGCAGACGAUGAGAACUCUGGGAAGCAGGAUGGGACGACAACUGACAGGAAGCAGGAGAGAUCUGAGUCAGAUUAUAAAGACCCCAAGGAGACAACAGCCGAGGCCCAGGAGAAUGUCCUGUACACCUCAAGCCAGGAGCCCAGUUACUUCGAGAUCCCCUCCUAUACCAAUGAACCCCCCUCCCAAGACACGGAAGGCGCCACCGCCACUAACCCCGCCUCCGGCCCUGAAGCCGUCCCCCAGGGCCACGCCUCCUUCACCAUCGACUUUGACCUGCAGGCGUCCAAUAAGGUGACGGUUAAGGACCGGGUGGCGAAGGUGGUGCCGGAGGUGAGGCCACGGCCCCCAAAAAAGGGCGCAGGAGAGGAGCUGAGCGCCCUGCAAACGGCCAUGGUGGCGGCGGAGGUGAAAGUAGCUGAUUGGCUGGCCCAGAACGAGAUCCCAUUGGCUCGUACGGAGUCGGUCGACAGAGUGGUGGAGGACGACGGGGAGAGCGUGAAGAGUGACGUGCCGGUUCAGCUGAAGAGUCUUAAAGGUAGUAAACACGAGGACGGUACCCAGAGCGACUCAGAGAACGCAGACGCUCUGGGAGAGCAACGCCGGGCCGCCCUCGAGGACCACUCCGGGGGGCUGUGGGGCGGCCGACUAGAGGGGUCAGGGGUCAAGAUACGAGAGGGGCGCGCCAACGUGCCAGAGGGACUCUUUGCCGAGGAAGAUAGCCCAGCCCGACGACACAGGUCCUCAGCUUCCAAAAUGGCACCCAUCGGAGGAGAGUUAAGAGAGAGAGAGAGGACCAAGGAUUCUGUUCCUUACCACCGCGACCAACACCAACCGAUAGGACUUGGGGAGGGGUUUCAGAAUCGCCAUGGAGACGACUAUAGUGACCGGGGGACCUAUACCAUAGAAAUAGAGAACGAAGAUAACCAAGAGGAGGAGGCCAGGAGAAUGAUUGACAAGGUGGGGAUGGUAUUUGGUGUGGAGGACUACCAGGCUCUAUCCAGGGUGGGGGGCUAUCCUGACAUCCAGAGAGAGAGACUGACCACUCAGAGACCAGGCUCAGGAGACAGAGGCAAGCCUGGACGUAUCGAACCAGAGUCUCUCCCAGAGGAGCUGGUUGUGGGUGGUCCCAGGUGGGUCUCCCAAUGGGCUACUCUGGCAGCCAGCCACAUCAGGACUGACCCCGAGGGCUCUGGAGCGGAGUCCCAUGUCCACUACCACACUGAGGACAGAGCUGAGAUCAGUGAGUCCAGUCACUCUGCCUCCAUGGCCUCCUCCAGCUAUACAGAGCGCAAGAGGAGAACCCUGCCCCAGCUCCCCUCCACCGAGGAGGCAACCCCAGGGGGGAGGAGAUCCCCUGGUCCAGCUCACCGCCCCUACGAUGUGGGGGAGAAACAGGACACUGAGCUCCAGGAGAAGGAGAACCAGGAGAUGGGGAGAGGAGGGAGGACCAAGCCUGGUGGUGGAGGUGGUGGGGGUAGCCAGGCUGGUAGUGUGGGUGGAAGCACCAGAGGAAGUCCGAAAAAAGGCUCUCCAGCGAAGAACCAAGAUGCGGGAAGCCGGAAAGAAACUGUGUUGGCGAAACUGCCUCCUCGGCCAGGGAGUAGUGGGGGGAAGAGACUGGAUGAGGCACGGAGGAGGAAGAAGGAGAUGGAGGAGAAGGCUAAAGAAAGGGAGAGUGCUGGGAAGCCGCUUCUUAGACAAGAGAGCUUUACGGUGGAGAGACCCAGCACCAACGUCCCCCAGGAGCUCAUCCCACGGAUUGACACGCAAACUGGGGCACGAAUACUGACAAAGGAGGGCAGGGUGGAUAGUACCACCCGGCAGAAGGACUCAGAGGUGGUGGCUGCGUUUCUGGAGACAACGGUAUCAGACCUGGGUGAACCAAUUAGCCAGUCCAUCGAUGGGUCUUUGUCGCCCGAGUCGGAUGUGGACACCACCAGCACCGUUAGCCAAGCAGCGGGCGUCGGAGGGCGGAAGGUGGUUCACCAGAAGAGACGUACCCUAACUGCCCAGCAGAAAGAGAGGGAGAAGACGGUGCUGUGUUCCUCCACCAAGGGGCCUACCAGAGCCAGAGAUACCCAGGAUAGGAAACCCAAAUCCAGACCGUCUGGAGGACAAGGGACCCGCCAAGCUGGUCGUGCCUGGACCUCCCUGGACCUAACAGAUGACGACGUCAACUCCAACUCCCUCCUCUCCGACUCCCAACCCUCCAUACAGGAGGUUAGCUCCCACAGUUCCCACGCCAGAACCCAGGCCGGAAGCACCAGAGUGGAGGCUAGCACCAAGGCUAGCCGGGCUAAAAACACCCAGGCAUCCAGCGCCACCACAAACACCCUCAGUAAACCUACCACCACCUUGCCCAAGGUGCGGCCCACCCGGUCCUCGAUACUCAGACGUGCCCGUUUGGGGGACUCCUCCGAUACCGAACCAGCCGACAUGGACCGGAUGUCCGUAGCCUCCGAGGCUAGCACUGCUAGCUCCAGGUCCGCAGCUCCCGGACCAGGGUUCCGGAGAGGCCUCUCCCGCAUUGAGGCCCUGGCCCAGCCCAGGAAGUCCAGGAUGGGAUCUCCGUCUGCCCAGAGUGACUCAGAGGCCACGGGGGGCCGUAGCCGGGGGAUAGGGGCUCGUAGCAUUGCUACCGACUACGCCGUCCGACAGGGACUCAGAGGAGUCAGCAACAUGGGAGGGAUAAUACCCAGGGCCAGGGCUAACAGCGCCUCCAAACUACCUGACAAGUCUAAGGGCUACAUCACCCCCACAGCUGGUGGCCGGUGGCGCCGGAUGCCCAUGGACUACGCCUCCACCUCUGAGGACGAGUUCGGCUCCAACCGCCACCCAUCCAAGCACGGCGGUCCCGCCCGGCAGUUUGCGUCGCCGCGACUGACCCAGCUGGGUGGCUCCGCCCCUGCCACGCCCAGUCCGGGGGGUAUAGCGGCUCUGAGACAGCAGUCAGCAGGCAGAGAACAGGAGGAGUACAUGAAGGACUGGACCACUCACAGUGAAGAGAUCGCCAGGAUCAGUCAGGACCUAGCCAAAGACCUGGCCAUGCUGGCAAGGGAGAUCCAUGACGUGGCCGGAGAGAUCGACUCAGUCAGCCCAGCCGCUAGUGCUGCCACUGACCCAGGAGCCAUGUUGGAGGAGCUAGUUUUUGACGAUGGCUUGGAUCUGAGGAGCGGCCCGUCAACAGAGAGCAUUCUGGGUAAUAACGUCCGCCCCGUGGAGCUCCGGCCACGCAACUCUAACAGACAGGGUCCCCGCGCCAUUCGCCGCCAGACCUGGAACAGAGAGGACGCGGUGUUGGACAGUUUACUAUUAGCGUCUGUGACCCAGCUCUCUGCACGGAUACGCCAUUCUGUGGACAAAACAGCCGGCAAAAUCAGGAUAUUAUUCAAAGAUAAGGACCGGAAAUGGGACGAGAUUGAGAAUAAACUCCAAGCCGAGCAUGACUCUCUACUCCUCAAGACUUCCAGCACGGAGAUCACCACCGUCCUCCAGGAUCUGAAGAGAGUGGAGAGACAGUUACUAGUGAUUGAUGUGAUGGUGGAUCCGGACGGCACCCUGGAUGCCUUGACCAGCCUGGGACUGACCAGCCCUCUGACCGACCUGCAGAGGGUCAGUCCUGGGGCAGUGGGGCCCUCCGCUGCGGGUCACCCCCCUGGAGGUAGUAGUGGAGAAGGCCCUUCUAGCAGCACCCUGUCGGCCCCAAGCGGUGGAGCCUCCUCGGGGGCCUCAGGCACCUCUACCCAGGUGGCAGAGAGAGACCUGGGACUCCAUGUGAAUAAUAAUCUGCCCUCUAGUGGUGGAGAACAGAACUGUGUGGUUCAUAAAUGAGGAGGAUACUGGAUCUAGAACACACUACUAAAGUACAACUACCUAAACACGUGCUUGGAGGGGCCCUGAUUGAGGCUCACUACUAGGGAGGAUGGUAAAAGACUUGGAGAGAUGGGAUUCCCACUGGGCACAGACGUCAAUUCAAUGUCUAUUCCACAUUGGUUCAACGUCAUUUCAUUGAAAAGACGUGGAAACUAUGUUGACUCAACUAGUGCACGCCCAGUGGGUUGAUAUGUCCUUCAAUGUCUGGACAAACCUCCUGAACAUCAGACCUGACCAAAAGAGAAGUAAAUAAACACUUUUUAAUCUUUGUCUAUGACAUACCAAUCCGUUUGUUCAUAUGAAUUUGAGCCAACCGUGAGCUUGUUCUGUAGCUAUAACAUGUGUACAGCAGGGUUGUGAAAGGAUUAUAUACUGUCAAUACAAUCUAUGUACCAGUACAUGUCCUACAGUCCGUUAUCAAUACUACUAUAUCCAUAUUCUUGAACCCGUUUGAAAAGUAUCAAGAAUUGUUUUGCGUUAUGAUCUGCUAACUGCACCUGUUGCUGGUUGAUUGAUGAUUUUUCAGAAGACAUUUGAUAUGAUUCCGUUUGUGUUCGACAGUGUUGCCGAUUGUGUAACACCGUGGAACUUUAAACACUAAAAACAAAUGGAUCUAUAUAGUGGCAAAUAAGGGUUCUUUGGCUUUGGUUCUUUAACCAUACUCAUAAGGUUCUAAAUGGAACCUGUAUGGUGCUAUGAAGAACCUUUUCCAUUAAAAAUGGUUAUAUAUAGAGCCAAAAAGGGUUCCGCUGUGGUUCCAACCCUUUUGGGGGCUAUAUAGAACCCUUUUUUUAUGGAGAAUGGUUCUGUAAAGAACCUUCUCAAUCUCAAAGGUUUUUUAAUUCAGAUUUAAUAGAUAUAUUAUAUUGUUAAAAUUCCAUAGGUUGUAUUAUUGUUGAAUCAGGUGUGCUAGCUCUGGAACAGCUGGGGGUUCCUGAGCAGAGAAUUGAGAACUACUUAGUCAACCGCUCUCAAUUGACACAAGGCCAUACGUGAGUUUGUCACUGGCUAUAGUCACAUAAUGUAUCGCAUGUAACAGCAUAACCCAACAGAUUAGAUCAACUGAAAUAACACUCUCACUCACGGUUGGACAAAAAGAGCUGUUAGCAAACCACACCCCAGAAUAUUCAAAUGAGCCGUUGACUGUUGCCUGAUCGACUGUCUGCUUUGUGGUUACAACCCUUUCGGGGGCUAUAUAGAAGCCAAAUUACAACAAACACUAAAUGGACACCAUGGUUCAGCAUUGGAGAAUAGAAUUCAGUGUCUUUCUGAAAAUAUUUUUCUGAAUAUCCUGCCAUUAUGCAUAGCAUAGCUCGGCAAAUAUUGUGAAUAUGAACAUAUAGCAUACUGUAUCUGUUAGCUGACUUGUAGCACUUGCAGCUUGGUGCGCUUGUUCUAAUAUUACGAUUUUUCCACUAAAGAGAGACCAAUAUUAUUCUUUAUUUAUUCAGAUAAAAAGACAUAGGGUAUGUACAGUGUUAUGUAUCCAUUUAAAUGUGUAUAAUAGGAUUAUAUUAUUAUAAUUCUCCCAUCCAUGCCUUCCCUUGUGGAGUGAUACAGUACGUCUUAAGAAUGAUGCAUCACAGAUAGCUGUACUGUAUGUUACUAAUAACUAACUGCUGUUGGCUAGGUGGUAAAGUAGCUUCCUGAAAAAUGUGUUCCCGAAAGUAGUCCCCAUAUCCAAGGGUGUUACGUCACAAAGUGCCCACGGUCGAAACCACGAGAGUGUUGGAUGAAACUAUAAGAUGGAAAUAGCCUGGGUGCCUCAUGUCUGGCAUGACAAUUGCGUAAGGAGUUGUAAAGAGUGCAGACGCAGACGGGCACGCAGGCUAGGAGAUGUAGCUCAGCUAACGUUUGUUGAUUUGCACAUGUUAAGGCUGAGGUGAUUCACCACAGAGUGGUGGUGAUAGUGAGGAUAUCUGUCGAUAGUAAGGAUACGUAACAUCUGUUGACCAAAACAGGUCUGGGUGUACUCCUUGUGGAUGCUGGGUUUCAUUGGAACUGGCUUUGAUUGAGAACUGUUUUUUUGAUUAUCCAUUAUGAUUGAGUCCACAGGAGGCUGGUGAGGGGAGGACGGCUCAUAAUAGUGACUGGAAUGAAGAGAAUGGAAUGGUAUCAAACACACGGAAACCAUGUGUUUGACGUGUCAAUACCAUUCCAUUCCAGCCAUUACUAUGAGCCCGUCCUCCCCAAUUAAGGCACCACCAGCCAUCUGUGAUUGAGUCAUGGAACACACACUAGUGUUCUGGUUAACGUACUUGAAGAAUGCUUAUGAAGUGAAGAGAUCUGAGUAAAAGUCAGCAUAGAAAGGGAUAGUCAGAGACCAGGAUCAUGUUCAGUCGGGGGAAAACUUUUUGAAAUGGAGUUAAGCGGGUAGGUAACCACUCAUUUUCAUUAUCCGUUGCAAAACAGUUUGCUACAGUGUACCCUACUGAACAUGACCAAGUGCUGAGAGAAACCAUGACAUGGACCAGGAAAUGAAAUGGACCCAGGAAGUAAAAUGGACCAGGAAGUAGCUCUAUAUACCCCAUAGAGCUAGAUAGAGGACACAACAUUGUAUCUGUCCCUUUAUGGCGUCUGUGAGAGCAUACAGCACCAUUGAGGACAUCUCCAUUUUGAAGUGGUUACUUUUCUUAUUCUACUACUAUGAGUUUUAAACAAACUGAAAGGGUGCACACUGCCACCUGGAGUGUGUUGUUUGAACAGGUAUAAAUCCAAGGUUUAUGAUUUACUGCCACCUGCAGUUAUGCAAUGUUUGUUCACAAGUGUAAUUCAUUGGCUGAUCCCUCCUGAUGAGCUGGUUUGAAUUAUGUGAUCCUUUCUUAACCCAUAAGAAGUCCCACCCAGUUCUACUUAAAAGUGGUGAAAGUCCUCAAUGGUGCUGCCUAUGCUAAAAUGGCUUUUAGGCACGAGAGUCCUCUAUCUACCUCUAUGAUAUACCCAUACUGUAUCUGGAUGUCCUGCCUCAUACCAAUGUUUACACAUGAAUGUAACCUGAUCAUAAAUGUUGAUGUUUCACAGCCAAAACAGCUUGAUUAUUAAUAAAGAAAAUAGCAUUUUGUGGCUCAUUAGUAAGGUCUUUAUUGUCUUUAUGUCAUUUCAAACCUUUUACAUGUUUCUGCUUGUAUAUUUUGUACGGAUAGGUUUUCUAAUUGUCAUGAUUUAUUUGUUAUCUUUGUAAGAUAAUGGUUACAUGAUUUUUGUUUGUCUACUUUUGACGGAUUUGAAUAAACUGCAUGACUAUCAUUGA